GUGUUAUGCAUGUACAAACAUGCAAUGGAUGGCCGCUAAUGUCCGCUGUUCGUUCCUCUUCAGCCUAACAGGCCCGGACCAACGUCAUUGCAUUAACCGCGCCUCUCCGUCUCUAUUUCCUACCGGCUAGAUCAUCUACCAGCUCUGCAGUACCAUCUCGGCGUCCCUUCGUCCAUCGCGAGGCCUGCCCAUCUACAUCCCACUUCCGAGCCGCCCACCUAUAAUCGACCCUACAAUUGAUCGCAGCCAUUCCCGGCCCCUCGACAGGAGCCGGCCUGUCGAGCCUCGUCUAGACAUCGAACACCCACCCCUUCCUAUCCCACCCCGUAUUCUCAAGCCCCUCCUCGGGACGCUCCUUUACGGAGAUGGAGGGCCUCAGGGCGCUCUUCGUCAAGCCGGACCCCAAUGCUCAGAUGCGAAAAUGCAACGCGCUGAUCCGCUCGAAUAUCCGCAAGCUCGACCGGGACAUCGCGCAGGUGCGGCAGGCUGAGCUGAAGACGAAGAACUUGAUCCUGCAGGCGGACCGGCGGGGGCAGCGGAACCCGGGGCAGGCGCGGCAGGCGCAGCGGGAGGCGCGGGAGUUCGCGCGGGAGCUGAUCCGGGUGCGGCGGACGUCGGCGCGGCUGGUGACGUCGAAGGCGCAGCUGUCGAGCGUGCAGAUGCAGGUGAACGAGGCGUUCGCGGUGCGGCGGAUCGAGGGCAGCAUCCGCGCGUCGGUGACGGUGAUGCGGGACGUCAACGCGCUCGUGCGGCUGCCCCAGCUCGCCGGCACGAUGCAGGAGCUCGGCACCGAGCUGCUCAAGGCCGGCGUCAUCGAGGAGAUGGUCGGCGAGACCCUCCCCCUCGACGACGACCUCCUCGCCGACGACGACCUCGAGGCCGAGGCCGAGGUCGACAAGGUCCUCGGCGAGAUCCUCAAGGGCCGCAUGGACAAGACCGGCGCCCUCCCCAGCACCCCGCCCGCCGCCGCCGCCCAGCCGGCCAAGGAACAGGAGCAGCACCAGCUCGAGGAGGAGGAGGAGGACCAGGAGGCCAUGAUGGACCAGAUGAGGAACAGGCUCGAAGCUCUAAGGAGCUAAUCCCGCCCAAUCGCUCCGGCUUUCCUGCUCUCAUCCGCGCCGCGGCCUACUUAGGAAAAGGACUCCGUACCGUUGUUUGUGUUACAAGGCGAUGCGUAUCGGCGUUCGGGCGUAGCAAGCUCUACCAGGCGCCCAUCAUCAUCAUUAUUCCCAAUAUUUAUUGUUCCCCGUCAUGAUUUCUUCCGGCGGUCGGUGAAUUAAUAAGCACCGUCUUCGUCCAGCCGCGCAAGAAAGGGAGAGAGGAGGAAAAGGGGGACGGGAAGACCGCGUAUAUACAGAGUAUUGCUGCGCUAUUAGAAGGCUUUCCUACUUGGGUAUCGCUGAGCUAGACUUCGUGCGG
This is a messenger RNA of Durotheca rogersii, 1419 nucleotides long. Its product is annotated as Snf7 family protein. Gene Ontology annotation, biological process: protein transport; late endosome to vacuole transport; endosome transport via multivesicular body sorting pathway. Gene Ontology annotation, cellular component: multivesicular body; ESCRT III complex. The coding region runs from base 366 to 1079 and encodes 237 amino acids. The transcript has 2 exons. Lineage: Eukaryota; Fungi; Ascomycota; Sordariomycetes; Xylariales; Xylariaceae. The record is from RefSeq and is a predicted model, not a curated record.